Molecule: messenger RNA, 418 nt
Organism: Exaiptasia diaphana
Lineage: Eukaryota; Metazoa; Cnidaria; Anthozoa; Actiniaria; Aiptasiidae
Product: histone H2A.V
Cellular component (GO): nucleosome
Molecular function (GO): structural constituent of chromatin; protein heterodimerization activity; DNA binding
Source: RefSeq, a predicted model, not a curated record
AUUGGCUAGUGKACGUUCAAAUGAAGUCAGUGGUUUUGGCGCUCUCUUGCACAGUUUAGCAUUUGUUGGCGUUACUUUGAUAKUUGAAGACGAAAGAUGGCGGGAGGCAAAGCUGGUAAAGAUUCGAAAGCAAAGGCCAAGGCCGUUUCAAGGUCCGCCCGUGCAGGAUUACAGUUUCCAGUCGGUCGUAUUCACAGACAUUUGAAGAACCGAACGACAAGUCAUGGGAGAGUUGGAGCAACUGCAGCAGUUUAUAGCGCGGCUAUCCUCGAAUAUCUAACCGCCGAGGUAUUAGAAUUGGCAGGCAAUGCUUCUAAAGAUUUGAAAGUAAAGCGUAUCACUCCUCGCCAUCUUCAACUUGCCAUCCGAGGUGAUGAAGAAUUAGACUCUUUAAUCAAAGCUACAAUUGCUGGAGGAG